AUGAGGUCAGUGAGGACCUUACUCUCCCAAGGCCGUUCUCUCUCCAUCCUGAUCCUAGUCCUGGGGCUGCUCCUGGUUGAUUCUCUCGGCGAGGAUUUAAUUUUUCACCCUGAGUGGGGGUUUGACUCGUAUGAAAUCAUCAUCCCCAAGAAGCUGAGUUCACGGGGAGGGGAGGAGGCUGUGGCCAAGCACGUGUCCUACCUCCUGCAGGUAAAAGGCAAGGAGCAUGUCCUCCACCUGUGGCCCAAGAGGUUACUAUUGUCCCGAAAUCUGCAGGUUUUCUCCUUCACAGAAGAGGGCGAUCUCCUGGAGGAUUACCCUUACAUACCGGGGGACUGCAACUAUAUGGGUUUCAUUGAAGGAACCCGGGAUUCUGAAGCUACCCUAAGUACAUGCCUGGGGGGUCUCCAAGGCAUAUUGAAAAUUGAUGCCAAACAUUACCAAAUCGAGCCCCUCAAGGCCUCUUCCAGUUUUGAACAUGUCAUAUAUCUUCUGAAGAAAGAAGAGGAAUUUCACAAUCAGUCCUGUGGCUUACUUGAUGAUGAAAUAAAACGGCAGAUGGCCCAGCAUGAGAAUGUGGCUCGGCUUAGGGACUUUUCUGACUCCUAUAAACACAAAAAGUACCUUGAAUUAGCCCUGGUCUUUGAUCAUCGUAGAUAUUUGUACUCCAAUUCCAAUCUUACUCGAGUCAUAAAUGAUGCCAUUCUUAUGACUGGGAUUAUGGACACUUACUUCCAAGAUAUCAAUAUGAGAAUACAUCUGAGAGGUAUUGAAGUUUGGACAGAUGCAAACAAAAUGAAGGUUGAUUCUCCAACGACACAGCAGGUUUUAAGCCAAUUUUUGCUGUACAGACGCAGGACCCUAAAUGCCCGGAUCCCGGCAGAUUGGGCACACCUAUACCUUAAAGGACAAUAUGUCGAUUACCUUGGACAGUCCUUUGGAAGAGUGUGUAGUAAGACAUACAGUGGAGCUAUAAGUGUCUUUCCAGAUAUAAAUGUCCUUGGACCUGCCACCUGGAGUGCUCAUUGCCUUGGCCAUGGUGUGGGAAUGUCCCAUGAUUAUGAAUACUGUCAAUGUAAGGGCAGGCGUAGUUGCAUCAUGGGCACUGGGCGAACUGGGUUUAGUAAUUGUAGUUAUUCCUAUUAUAUUGCUUUCAUACACUCAGCAGGAGCGUGUCUAACUGACAUCCCAGAAGUAGGCUAUGUGGUUCAGAGAUGUGGAAACAAAAUUGUGGAAGAGAAUGAGGAAUGUGAUUGUGGUUCAAGAGAGGACUGUAAAAAAGACCAGUGUUGUCAACCAGAUUGUAAAUUGAAACAUGGUGUCAAUUGUAGCAUGGGACUUUGCUGUCAUAAGUGUCACUUUCGUCCCUCUGGGUAUGUGUGUCGGAAGGAAGAAAAUGAAUGUGACCUUGCAGAGUACUGCAGUGGGACCUCAGGUCUCUGCCCAAGUGACACUUAUAAGCAGGAUGGAACCCCUUGCAAGUACGAAGCCCGUUGUUUCAGAAAGGGGUGCCAAUCCAGAUAUAUGCAGUGCCAAAGGCUUUUUGGACCUGAUGCCAGGGAGGCUCCCAGUAAGUGCUAUGAUGCAGUUAAUUUAAUUGGUGAUCAAUAUGGGAACUGUGGUAUUAGAGGAAUUGGUGACUAUCAAAAGUGUACUAGGGAAAAUGCAGUAUGUGGCAGGCUACAGUGUAUCAAUGUCAAAACCAUCCCUGAAAUGCCAGAACAUACUACUAUCAUUUCUACUCAUUUGGGAGAGGAAAACCUCAUGUGCUGGGGCACAGGCUAUCAUCUAUCCAAGGUACCCUUGGGGAUACCUGACAUUGGUGUGGUAAAUGAUGGUACCUCCUGUGGUACGAAUCGGAUAUGUGUUAACAGAACCUGUGUGGAUAGCUCAUUGCUGCAGUUUGACUGUUUGCCUGAGAAGUGCAACCACCGGGGCAUUUGCAACAAUAAAAAAAACUGCCACUGCUUGUAUGGCUGGGCCCCUCCUUUCUGUGAGGAGGUAGGGUAUGGAGGAAGUGUUGACAGUGGGCCACCGGGACCGCUAAAAGCAAGGGUGCCCACCUUACUUCAGGUUGUUCUCAUCAUGUUAACACGCAUUUCUCUCUUUGCCAUCUCAGUGAUUAUUGUGUAUCUCAAGUGAUUGGUAGAAAAUUGUUUAAAACUCAAACAGAAAAAAACACCACCAAUUAACACUGGAGUUAGAAAAUCCAAGGCAAAGGAAGUCAAGAAACCAAAAGACUAA
This is a messenger RNA of Equus quagga, 2244 nucleotides long. It is a transcript of the gene ADAM30, whose product is annotated as ADAM metallopeptidase domain 30. Gene Ontology annotation, molecular function: metalloendopeptidase activity. Gene Ontology annotation, biological process: proteolysis; male gonad development. The record is from RefSeq and is a predicted model, not a curated record. Gene Ontology annotation, cellular component: sperm head plasma membrane; external side of plasma membrane; plasma membrane. The transcript has a single exon. Lineage: Eukaryota; Metazoa; Chordata; Mammalia; Perissodactyla; Equidae.